AUCCCUUCCCCCCCACGGCAAUGUCCAAGGGCUUGAAGAAGAAAAGCCACUGGACUAGCCGAGUCCAUGAGUGUGUCAUCGUGAGGAACCAGGAGGGCCAGCUGGGCUUUGAGCUCAAGGGGGGAGCCGAGAACGGGCAGUUCCCGUACCUGGGGGAGGUGAAGCCCGGCAAGGUGGUCUACGAAAGCGGCGGCAAGUUGGUGCCCGACGAGCUGCUCCUGGAGGUGAACGAGACCCCCGUGGCCGGGCUCACCAUCAGGGACGUGCUGGCUGUGAUCAAGCACUGCAAGGACCCCAUCCGGCUCAAGUGUGUCAAGCAAGGUGGAAAGCCCAAGAUAGCAGCAUUCUUCCAGCCCUUGGGAUUCGUGAACAGUGGAGGCAUUGUGGAUAAGGAUCUUCGUCACUACCUCAAUUUACGAUUCCAGAAGGGUUCAGUGGACCACGAGCUCCAGCAGAUAAUCCGAGACAAUCUCUACCUCCGAACAGUGCCAUGCACUACAAGGCCUCAUAAGGAGGGGGAAGUCCCUGGUGUGGAUUACAUUUUCAUCACUGUUGAAGAUUUUAUGGAACUAGAGAAAAGUGGUGCUCUUUUAGAAAGUGGGACAUAUGAAGACAACUACUACGGUACUCCAAAGCCUCCAGCAGAGCCAGCCCCAUUAUUGUUAAAUGUAACAGAUCAGAUCCUCCCAGGUGCAACACCCAGUGCUGAAGGCAAACGCAAGAGAAAUAAGUCCGUGAGCAAUAUGGAGAAGACUGGAAUAGAGCCUCCAGAGGAAGAGGAGGAAGAGAGAGCUGUCGUCAAUGGCAAUGGCAUGGCGAUAACACCAGAAUCAAGUGAACAUGAAGAGAAGAGUACAGGUGCCUCAGGUGAAACAACUUCUCAGCCUUACCCUGCGCCUGUCUAUAGCCAACCUGAAGAAGUGAAGGAAGAAAUGGAUGUAACAAAACAGCCCAAACCUGAAGAAAAUGAUGAAUUGGGCCCAUUGCCUGACAACUGGGAAAUGGCUUACACAGAGAAGGGAGAAGUCUAUUUUAUUGACCAUAACACAAAGACAACAUCAUGGCUGGAUCCACGACUUGCGAAAAAGGCUAAACCUCCUGAAGAGUGCAAAGAAAAUGAUCUUAAGCUAAUGGGUUGGAUCCAAAGUUUCCCUUCUUCCGACGGAGGAAGCUUUCCUCUGACAGAGGAAGAGAAUAAAGAGCUACCAUAUGGCUGGGAGAAAAUUGAUGAUCCUAUUUAUGGCACUUAUUAUGUUGACCACAUAAAUAGAAGGACACAAUUUGAAAAUCCAGUUUUGGAGGCAAAAAGGAAGCUACAGCAGCGUACCAUGCCCAACGCAGAACUUGGAACAAAGCCUAUGCCGGCCCAUGGUUUCCGAGUAGAAAGCUCCUCAUCAACAUUACCUAGGCCCAAACAUGUUCACCCGCGCCCUGCUCCUCAGAGGUCUCGCAGUGUGAGUGACCUGUCUCUGAGUCCGUGGGACCAUGCUGGAGUGUACAGGCUGUAUGGUAUGUCCAAGUGCUGCUACUUACCCAGGCUGCACUUUUGUAACAGAACAAAAAAAGAAAAACCGCUCUUCACCCGUGAUGCCUCACAACUGAAGGGGACUUUCCUCAGCACAACCCUUAAAAAAAGCAAUAUGGGCUUUGGAUUUACCAUCAUUGGUGGGGAUGAGCCCGAUGAGUUUCUUCAGGUGAAGAGUGUCAUUCCUGAUGGGCCUGCAGCACAGGAUGGCAAAAUGGAAACAGGUGAUGUCAUUGUCUAUAUUAAUGAAGUUUGUGUCCUUGGGCAUACUCACGCAGAUGUAGUCAAACUCUUCCAGUCUGUUCCCAUUGGUCAGAGUGUCAACCUGGUGCUAUGUCGUGGAUACCCUCUGCCCUUUGAUCCUGAAGAUCCUGCCAACAGCAUGGUGCCACCACUUGCAGUCAUGGAGAGGCCUCCGGUAGUAGUAAAUGGAAGACAUAACUAUGAAACUUAUUUGGAAUACAUUUCUAGAACUUCUCAGUCUGUUCCAGAUGUAACAGAUCGGCCACCACAUUCCUUGCACUCCAUUCCAGCAGAUAGUCAGCUUGAUAGCACAUUCCCACCACCUGUUCAUGAUGAUAAUGUAUCAAUGGCUUCUUCUGGGGCCGCGCAAGCUGAACUCAUGACCUUAACCAUUGUGAAAGGGGCCCAGGGCUUUGGCUUCACUAUAGCAGACAGUCCCACAGGACAGAGAGUGAAGCAGAUUCUAGACAUUCAGGGGUGCCCUGGUUUAUGUGAAGGUGACCUCCUUGUUGAGAUCAACCAGCAGAAUGUACAGAACCUGAGCCAUGCAGAAGUAGUGGAUAUGCUUAAAGAAUGUCCAGUUGGAAGUGAGACUUCUUUGACUAUCCAUAGAGGAGGAUUCUUCUCACCAUGGAAGACUCCAAAGCCUAUGAUGGAACGAUGGGAAAACCAAGGCAGUCCGCAGACAAGUUUAUCUGCUCCAGCGAUACCGCAAAAUAUUCCCUUUCCACCCACCCUUCACAGGAGUUCUUUUCCUGAUUCAACAGAGGCCUUUGACCCAAGGAAACCUGACCCAUAUGAGCUGUAUGAGAAAUCACGAGCUAUUUAUGAAAGUAGGCGUCCGGAUUACAAGGAGUUGGAUGUUCAUCUUCGGAGAAUGGAAUCUGGCUUUGGCUUCAGAAUUCUUGGAGGAGAUGAACCUGGACAGCCAAUUCUAAUUGGAGCAGUAAUUGCCAUGGGCUCAGCAGACAGAGAUGGCCGCCUACAUCCUGGUGAUGAGUUGGUCUAUGUAGAUGGAAUUCCAGUGGCUGGCAAAACCCACCGAUACGUGAUUGAUCUCAUGCAUAAUGCAGCUCGAAAUGGGCAAGUGAAUCUAACUGUGAGAAGAAAGGUGCUACCCACAGGAGAACCGUGUCCAGAGAAUGGAAGAAGUCCAGGCUCUGUGUCUACACACCACAGUUCUCCGAGAAGUGACUAUGCCACCUACGCUAACAGCAAUCAUGCUGGAUCAAGUAGCAAUGCUACACCCCCAGAGGGCUUCGCCUCACACAGCUUGCAAACCAGCGACGUUGUCAUCCAUCGCAAAGAGAAUGAAGGGUUUGGCUUCGUCAUUAUUAGCUCUUUGAACAGGCCUGAAUCUGGAUCUGCAAUAACUGUACCCCAUAAAAUAGGCCGGAUAAUUGAUGGAAGUCCUGCUGAUCGCUGUGCAAAACUAAAAGUCGGAGACCGGAUAUUAGCUGUGAAUGGCCAGUCUAUUAUUAACAUGCCUCAUGCAGAUAUCGUGAAGCUAAUUAAAGAUGCUGGUCUUAGUGUAACUCUUCGCAUCAUUCCUCAGGAGGAGCUGAACAGCCCAGCUUCUGCCCCCAGCUCAGAGAAACAGAGCCCCAUGGCACAACAGCACAGUCCGAUGGCUCAGCAAAGCCCCCUGUCACAGCAGAGCCCUGUAGCACAGCCGAGCCCUGUAGCACAGCCGGCACCUCCACAGCCGCUCCAGUCUCAAGGACACGAAAACAGUUAUAGGUCAGAAGUAAAAGCAAGGCAGGAUGUGAAACCUGAUAUCCGGCAACCUCCCUUUACAGACUAUAGGCAGCCUUCAACAGAUUACAGGCAGCCUCCACUAGACUACAGGCAUCCGCCAGUCUUGGACUACCAGCAGCCACCACCGCUGGACUACAGGCAGCCCCCUUUGAUGGACUACAGGCAACAUUCUCCUGACACCAGGCAAUAUCCCCUCCCAGAUUACAGGCAGCCCCAGGAUUUUGAUUAUUUUACUGUUGACAUGGAGAAGGGAGCCAAAGGAUUUGGAUUCAGUAUUCGAGGAGGAAGAGAGUAUAAAAUGGAUCUCUAUGUGUUGAGGUUGGCAGAAGAUGGGCCAGCAAUAAGAAAUGGAAGAAUGAGGGUGGGGGACCAAAUCAUUGAAAUUAAUGGGGAAACCACAAGGGACAUGACACAUGCCAGAGCAAUAGAACUCAUCAAAUCUGGAGGCAGAAGAGUACGGUUGCUACUGAAACGUGGAACUGGACAGGUCCCAGAAUAUGACGAACCAAACUCCUGGAAUUCUCCCGCUGCCACCUCCCCAGGUCUGCCGGAAGUAACUAUUUCCCUUGAUGACAUUGUCUCACCAUUAUCUUCAUCACAUCUAGCCCAACCCUCUGACCCUUCCCACCAGAUAAACCCAGAACCAACAUGGGAUGUCAAGAGGGAACAUGAUGUAAGAAAACCAAAGGAGCUUUCAGCAAAUGGCCACAAAAAGAAAAGGUUAGGUGAGCAAAGAGAGAGGUCUGCAAGUCCGAAAAAGGUAGACAGGUCAAAGCACGAAGAGGCUUCCAGGAAAGGAAGCUCUGAAGGGAAGAGCAAGCCUGGCGAAAGUGGCAGGCCAGCGUCAGAAAGUAAGGCAGUCGGACUGAACAGGAUGGCCGAGGCUGGAGUGCGAGAACAUGGGUGUGCUGGAAACAAUGAGGAAUUAGCCGGGAGGUCCAAGUGGCUGGAAAGCAAACGAGGCGGAUCUCUCAGUGCAAAAGAUCUCAGUGCUGCAGUUGGAUCGGAGAAGAAACUGGCUGCAGCUUCCGAACACGUCAAGCUGGAUUCCACUGGUGCUACAAAGGCGUACAGUAGCAAUAGCUGCAGCUCUCACGGAAGUGACAUGGAUCACAACCAGAAGGAACCCGAUAGGAAGCCCAGAGAGUUCCCAAGGAAGGGACAUCUCCAUUCCAUUCACACACGCAGCACCAACAUGACAGCUCGGAAGGCAACCGUCUCACCGGGACCAUGGAAGAUCCCUGGUUCUGAUAAGCUACCUGGUGUACUCAAAUCGGGCACUUCUGCCAUGAGCAGAUAAACCAGCGACCGUUGCCUUCUAACUGUUUCAUAGUGAUGCAGAACAUCUCUCCUAGUGUCUGUCUCACACUGAUUUACUUUAAUUUAUUUUAACGAUCACACACAUACAUGCUCAAAGCAUUGAGAAAUUGUGACAAUAAUGUGUAAUUCCAUGACCACGUGCAUAGCGUUUUAAUAAGUUGAAGCAACAUGUAGUCACACAGUAUUUAAAUGCGACCCUAAAGUCCCUAGAUUCAUUUCAGAGACUUUGGCAGCUAUGGAAGAAACCAAAAUAAUAUGAAGGACAGUUGACCACAAGGACAGUGCAGUGUAGCUUUAGUAUGUUGUUUUCCACUGCAUGAAGGACUUGGGAUUUUCAUUCAAACUUUAUAUCAAGAAACUGGAAGAAGUUAGAGCAAUCACAAACUGGAACAUCGCCUUAAAUAAAACUGCACGGAGCAAGCUAAAAGUGGAAAUAGAAUCUUUUAUCUGUGUUACAUGUUGUAAAUAAAUUGUUCUCAACAUAUCCAGAGGGGGGGUGGGGUUGAAGCAUUUGAAAUUGUACAUCCAAGACCUGUCUCCACUGUUAUAACACUUUGGAAUAGACCACCCCAAAACCAGUAGCAUAAUUCAUUAUGCAAGGUGAGAAACCCUAGUGCGGCUGGCUGGUGCAACACCAUUUCUACUGCCAUUUUUAUGGACAAACCCAUAUUCUUGUACGUUGGGAGAAGAAAUAGGGUGGAACUGUAUUUCCAAAUCUAGACUCAAGCAAUUUAUCACAAGUUACUACCCCACGCGCGCACACACACACACACACACACACACAAAUGACCCCAGGAUUACCAGGCACUACACAGAUCUCAGCAUGGAGAAAUGAAACAUGCAUUUUCAAGGCCACUAAGGUGAGAGGGUGAUUCUUGACAGAUUAUAAACUGCAGUUUCCUUUCAUAACAGCCUCAGUCUCCUGCAGGAAGUCUCAACACUCUCUCAACACGUCUUCAACCUCCCUUUAAUAUGAUUAUCUUGAGUUCUCUUCCUCUAAGAAUUCGAAGAUAGAAAUCUAAAAAAAUGAAAUCACAUAUCCAUCAGGCAUCCAGCCCUUUUUUUGCUUCCAUAUUCUUCUUUAUGUCUUUCUUGCCUGUUGCUUUCAAAUCUUAAGUGCCACGAGAAUGUUUGAUUCCACACCGAUGAGGCACACCUUCUCCAGUGAGCUCCAUUCAUCAGUUCUGUAUGCCUGAGGGGUUUUCCAUUUUUCCAGCAACAGCAAUACAGACAAGAACAAAAACAGCAGCACUUGGUAAUAAUAUUUAAAUAAAAAUCACAGUGUUGAUUGCACUUGGGAAUAGGUCUUUGGCAAACCCUUCGGAAGCAUGCACUGCUCCAUGACUGAGCAAACUCCAGUUGCUAUUUAAAGUCAGUGGAAGUGUUGAUUUGGAGAAAAGUGUGAGGAGGUGAUGGCGCAUUCUCCACGCUUGGUGCAAGGAUUCCACAUCUCACUAGCUGUCCCAGCCAUUUAUCAGAGAGAUGUUGAAGCUUUAUUUUUUCCUUCAGGAGAACUAGAGACAUCUUUCUGUUGAAGUAGUUGGAAAAGAGGAAAGAAAGGAUUUUGCACCUUGAAACAAGAUGCAUAUUUAAGAACUAGUCCCAUUAUAAUUUUUUUAAAAAGCACAAAGAUAUGUAGCUGUUUACAAAAUAUAUAUAUAGUUUUUAAUUACAAAAUUAGAGAUAUAUCUUUAUCCCCAACCCAGACAUUGGGCAUAAUUUGCUGUUAAUUUAUUAAAUCUGGAUUGUGGGCAGGACUUCCUUCGUGGGAAUGGAAAGGCAUGUCCAACAAUAUUAUUUCCUACACAUGAUGAACAGAAGCAAACGGCACUGGGGGAAACAAUUGCGAUUAUGCUUGCAUAAGCUCUGAUUUGCACAGUGCCCAGCGACUCAUUGUGCAGUAAUUGCUUUAUGCAGCUGUAAUUGAUAACCUGUGAAGACAGCACAUCAUCUGAACCCCAUUCCAAAUAAUAUUUCUGUGUAGUGUUAGCUGUGAAUUUACCUUGUACAGCUCUAUCGCUAUAAAUAUAAUUCCAUGUAUUAAUAGUCACAGAAAGGCUGUAAGUGAGCAACUAUUUUUAUGAAACGCACCACUAUGGAUAAAUUAACUUUUACAGAAAUCUUGUUUACUGUAUGAUAUUCUAAACCACUCAAAUAAAAUAUAUAUCCAAGAAUCUUUUUCCCAA
Messenger RNA from Varanus komodoensis (Komodo dragon), 7032 nucleotides. RefSeq names its product membrane associated guanylate kinase, WW and PDZ domain containing 2 (gene MAGI2). Gene Ontology annotation, cellular component: dendrite; cytoplasm. The coding region runs from base 21 to 4826 and encodes 1601 amino acids. Lineage: Eukaryota; Metazoa; Chordata; Lepidosauria; Squamata; Varanidae. The transcript is spliced from 24 exons. Gene Ontology annotation, molecular function: signaling receptor complex adaptor activity; type II activin receptor binding; beta-1 adrenergic receptor binding. The record is from RefSeq and is a predicted model, not a curated record. Gene Ontology annotation, biological process: signal transduction; receptor clustering.